AUGGCCCCCGCCCCACCAAUCAACCGCCUGCACCCCGUGAAAUGCGCGUCGACAAUCUCCCGCGUAACAUCCGACGAGCGCACCUCCGCAAUCGACUUUAUCAACCGCCAAAACUACAUCUUCCAGGAAUUCAACCACGACCGCAUGCUCGCGACCUUCCUCCCGGAUGCCACAGUCUACCACAGCGAGCGGACACUGCACGGCCACGCGGAAAUCAAAACCUUCUUUGAGACGUGCUACGGCCGCGCGAUUCCUCGCAUCUGCCGCAGCGCGACGAACCAUGUCGUUGACCGGGACGACGAGGACGAGGAGGGGACGGGGGUUGUUGUGCGGUAUCAGCAGUAUCUCAUUCGGGUUGGAUGGGAGGGGGAGAGAGAGGGAGAGGAUGGGGUUGCUGCUGCGGGGAAGGAUGUGGUUACGCAGGAUGGGUUGCCGGCGAUCUGGUGGUUUGGGUCGGUGGUUGAUCGGUUGAGGAUGACGGGGGAGGGGUGGAAGGUGUAUGAGCGGUUUGUCGGGCCAUCGUUUCGGAAUCCGAGGCUGGAUUUGGCGAAAGGGCCGAAGGGCUGA
Aspergillus calidoustus is the source of this 567-nucleotide messenger RNA. Lineage: Eukaryota; Fungi; Ascomycota; Eurotiomycetes; Eurotiales; Aspergillaceae. The record is from the annotation of a GenBank genome assembly.